Funneliformis mosseae is the source of this 1735-nucleotide messenger RNA. The record is from the annotation of a GenBank genome assembly. NCBI's taxonomy places the organism in Eukaryota, Fungi, Glomeromycota, Glomeromycetes, Glomerales, Glomeraceae.
AUGACAAAAGAAGCAUUAGCGAUAUCCCAGGUUGGAAAGGAACUAGAAGACAAAACUCCCGAUAGAUUGGAUGCUGUAGGCGUCAAAAAUAAUAAAAAUGGUGGGCCUGAAGAGGCUGCAAGUCACGAAUUUGCAAUCCAAUGUCGUAACGUUGUAGAUGAGCUUGCAGGGAUGCUCUCCAAACGUGAAAACUGUGGUAAAAUUAGUAUUGUGGUGGCGCCCUCUGGAUAUAUAUCUGAAGCAAAGAAAGCCGGACGGGAGCAAGGCAUAAUCUUGACAAACGUAAAAGAUUUAUGCAAUGAUCUUUUUGAUAAAAUUGCCAAAAAAUGGGACGCUAUUAGGAACGCUUUUUUGGUUAGAAUCAAUAAAUACAAGACUGUUUCAGACCUCAGGAAAGACAUUUGGAAGGAAAUAAGCAAUGACUUUGAAGGUGCAUAUAAACUGAUUCUAUUUAAGGUGGAUAUUCCUGUUAAUGAUGACACAGAUCCGGGAAGUAAAAUACUUGCGGAUAAUAUCAAAAAUCAACAGGAGUUGCUUCCAGUAAGAAUGGUUGAAUCAUAUUUUAAAGAGGAUGAAGACUACAUUUUUUUUGAUGAAAUACCCAAUAAUAUGAAUAUUCGUAUUAUUAUACGACUGCCAACUGAAUUUGCAAACAAUAGGAUAAAGUUCGUAGAUAAUACAACAAAAUUUUUUAAUGAGCUCUUGCGUCCCUUCAAUGAGGAAGUUAGUCGUGAUAAUGUUGAACAGUUGCUUUCCAAACUAUUACUACUUAAAUUGCAUAUUAAUUGCUAUUGUUGCGGUUGUUAUGAGUAUGAUAAAGAAGGAAUAACUAUGGGAAACAUUGAUUCGCAUAUUAAUAUUCUCAUUGAAUUUAUCCAAGAAUAUGAACGUGGUUGUAGUAAUAUGAGUUUGGAUCGUAACCAGGCAAUCCAAUCUUCAACUACUACGACAGAAAAUAAGAGAUAUCGACCAGAUAGCGCGGUAUAUUAUAAUAGAGUACUCGUAAUGAUGGGCGAGGCAAAAGGAAUUAACACUAAGUUAGAAGCUGCAGAAACACAAUUAGAUGGAUACUGUGACUAUUGGAAUACUCUCGCCUUGCCAUUUGUCAUGGCUUUUGCGGCAGCUGGUACAACCUUGCAAUUUUAUUAUUAUUAUCCCGGAAAUUAUAAACCAGAACGUACUUGGAAUUGCGAACAGUAUUUACAAGUUCCAAAGAUAAAAUUAUUUGAAGAGGGAAAUAUCUGGUACUUCAAUCGAAGUUUUAUGUUAAAAUUUACACCAGUUGGAUAUUUGACAAUUCCUAAACAUGAAAAUGAGCUGAGAGACGCCAUAUGGGAUGUGCUUAAUGUUGUGAAUAACCUUCAUGCAAAUAGAAUUGUUCAUCGGGACAUUCACUGGGACAACUCACAAAUGAUGAUUUAUGCAAAACAUGUCCAAGAUCUUUACAAAUUUUUAUGCAAUAAUUCUGUUAUCGUUCUACGUAACGGAAGUCCGACGCCAAAAGGCAAAAGAUUCCAACUUUUACACGAAGAGGACUGUGUUAUUCGUAGUCAACUAAUAUUUACGAAUUUUGAUGUUUAUUACUCCGAGUUGGAAAAUGUCAUCAUUUACUUUGCCGAAGGAGUGAACUCUUUUGCCAAAGAAGUGACCUCCAAGAAUCUAAAAACCGAACAUUUACAAUUCAAUUCCAGGAUUUAUGAUGAUUAUAAGAUAAAUGAUACUUUCCAACAAACUU